Molecule: messenger RNA, 4798 nt
Organism: Artibeus jamaicensis (Jamaican fruit-eating bat)
Lineage: Eukaryota; Metazoa; Chordata; Mammalia; Chiroptera; Phyllostomidae
Gene: ADAMTS19
Product: ADAM metallopeptidase with thrombospondin type 1 motif 19
Exons: 23
Coding region: 121-3756 (1211 amino acids)
Biological process (GO): proteolysis; extracellular matrix organization
Cellular component (GO): extracellular matrix
Molecular function (GO): metalloendopeptidase activity
Source: RefSeq, a predicted model, not a curated record
CAAAGGGCCCGGGCAAACUCGCCGCCCGGCCUCCUUGCGCUCGGGGAGGCGGCGGCGCCCGCGGUGGAUCGCGCAGGGCGGCGCGCGCGGGGCAGGGAGCCGCGGCCGCAGGAGCGCGGGAUGGGGAAGAGCCGCGAGAUGCGCCUGGCUCACCUCUGCUGCUGCUGCUGCCUCCUUUACCAGCUGGGGGUCCUGUCGAAUGGGAUCGUUUCAGGGCUGCAGUUCGCCCCGGACCGGGAGGAGUGGGAAGUCGUGUUUCCUGCACUCUGGCGCCGGGAGCCGGUGGACGCGGCCGGCGGCAGCGGGGUCAGCGCCGAGCCGAGCUGGAUACGCGGCUCCCGGACUCCGGCGGCCGGCAGCUCCCGCGAAGUGCGCUCCGUGGCCCCGGCGCCGCCCGAGGAGCCCGCGGAGGGCCCGUCCGAGCCCCCGCCCCGGCCCCCGCCGCCGCCCCCGCCGCCGGAGGGCGAGGAGGACGAGGAGUUUGAGUCGCAGGAGCUGCCUCGGGGAUCCGGCCGGGCUGCCGCGGUGUCCCCGGGCGCCCCGGCCUCGUGGCAGCCGCCGCCGCCCCCACUGCCACCCCCGUCUCCGCCCCCGGCCCUGCCCGCUGAGCCGGAAGGCGACGAGGUGCUGCUGCGGAUCCCGGCCUUCUCCCGGGACCUCUACCUGCUGCUUCGGAGAGACGGCCGCUUCUUGGCGCCGCGCUUCUCGGUGGAGCAGCGGCCGAGCCCCGGCCCGGGCCCCACGCGGGCAGCCGCCGCCCCGGGCCCUCCCGCGCCGCCCGACGCCGCCUGCUUCUACACCGGGGCGGUGCUGCGGCACCCCGGCUCCCUGGCGUCUUUCAGCACCUGCGGAGGUGGCCUGAUGGGAUUCAUUCAGCUCAAUGAGGACUUCAUAUUUAUCGAACCGCUCAAUGACACAAUGGCCAUAACGGGUCACCCGCAUCGUGUCUACAGGCAGAAAAGGGCUGUGGGGGAGAAAGUCACAGAGAAGCCCACCCCUCACAGCCAGUACUGUGGUGUCCUUUCAGAUAAAGGAAGACCUAGAUCUAAAAAAAUAACAGAGAGUGGAAGAGGGAAACGAUAUUCGUACAAAUCACCUCAGGAAUACAACAUAGAGACGGUCGUGGUAGCAGACCCAGCAACGGUCUCCCACCACGGAGCGGAUGCGGCCAGGAGAUUCAUUCUGACCAUCCUAAACAUGGUUUUUAACCUUUUCCAACACAAGAGCCUCGGCGUGCAGGUCAGCCUUCGUGUGAUUAAGCUUGUUCUGCUCCAUGAAACGCCGGCAGAUCUCUAUAUCGGGCACCACGGGGAGAAAAUGCUGGAGAGUUUUUGUAGGUGGCAACAUGAAGAAUUUGGCAAAAAGAAUGACAUACAUUUAGAGAUGUCAACCAGCUGGGGAGAGGACAUGGCGUCCGUGGAUGCAGCCAUACUUAUAACGAGAAAAGAUUUCUGUGUGCACAAAGAUGAACCAUGUGAUACUGUCGGCAUAGCUUACUUGAGCGGAAUGUGCAGCGAAAAGCGGAAAUGCAUCAUCGCCGAAGACAGCGGCCUGAACCUGGCGUUCACGAUUGCUCACGAAAUGGGCCACAACAUGGGCAUCAGUCACGACAAUGACCACCCCUCCUGCGCAGACGGUCUUCAUAUCAUGUCUGGUGAAUGGAUCAAAGGACAAAAUCUCGGUGACGUUUCCUGGUCCCAAUGUAGCAAGGAAGAUUUGGAGAGAUUUCUGAGGUCAAAGGCCAGUAACUGCCUGCUGCAGACAAAUCCCCAGAGUGUCAACUCCAUCAUGGUCCCCUCCAAGUUGCCAGGGAUGACAUACACCGCUGACGAGCAAUGUCAGAUUCUCUUUGGGCCACUGGCUUCCUUUUGUCAAGAGAUGCAGCAUGUGAUUUGCACAGGCUUGUGGUGCAAGCUGGAAGGGGAGAAGGAGUGCAGAACCAAACUCGACCCCCCGAUGGACGGGACCGACUGUGAUGCUGGAAAGUGGUGUAAGGCUGGCGAGUGUACCAGCAGGACCUCCGCACCUGGACACGUGGCCGGAGAGUGGAGCGUGUGGAGCCCCUGCAGCCGCACCUGCAGCGCCGGGAUCAGCCGCCGAGAGCGCACGUGUCCCGGGCUAGGCUCUGAAGCAAGGGACUGUAAUGGUCCCAGAGAACAGUACAAAGUGUGUGAGAAUCCGCCUUGUCCUGCAGGUCUGCCUGGAUUCAGAGACUGGCAAUGUCAGGCCUCUGGUGUCAGAGCCUCGUCCCCAAAGCAUGUGCUUCAGUGGCGAGCCGUCACGGAUGAAGAAAAACCAUGCGCCUUGUUUUGCUCUCCUGUUGGGAAAGAGGAGCCUGUUCUCCUGUCCGAGAAAGUGAUGGAUGGAACUUCUUGCGGAUACCAGGGACUAGAUUUCUGUGCCAGUGGCCGGUGUCAGAAGGUCGGCUGCGACGGCCUGCUGGGGUCUCUGGCGAGGGAAGACCACUGCGGUGUGUGCAAUGGCAACGGGAAGUCGUGCCGAGUCGUUAAAGGAGAGUUCAAUCACACCAGAGGAACAGGUUACGUGGAAGUGCUGGUGAUACCCACCGGGGCCCGAAGGAUCAAAGUCGUGGAGGAGAAGCCAGCGCACAGCUACCUAGCGCUGCGAGAUGCAGGGAAGCAGUCCAUCAACAGCGACUGGAAGAUCGAACACUCCGGAGCCUUCAGCUUAGCGGGGACUACGGUUCACUACGUGAGACGAGGCCUCUGGGAGAAGAUCUCCGCCAGAGGCCCCACCACCUCACCUUUGCACCUCCUGGUGCUGCUGUUUCAAGACCAGACCUACGGCCUUCACUACGAAUACACUGUCCCCUCUGCGCCCCCGGCCGAGAACCAGAGCGCCAGAGCCCCUGAACCGCUGUUCAUGUGGACACACACGGGCUGGGGAGACUGUGACACCACGUGCGGAGGAGGAGAAAGGAAGACAACAGUGUCUUGCACAAAAAUCAUGAACAAAAAUAUCAGCAUUGUGGACAACAAGAAGUGCAGACACUUAACAAAGCCGGAGCCACAGAUUCGCAAGUGCAACGAGCAGCCGUGCCAAACCAGAUGGAUGAUGACAGAGUGGACCCCGUGUUCGCGGACCUGCGGAAAAGGGGUGCAGAGCAGACAAGUGGCGUGUACCCAACAACUGAGCAACGGGACGCUGACCAGGGCCCGGGAGAGGGACUGCGCCGGGCCCAAGCCCGCGGCGGCGCAGCGCUGCGAGGGCCAGGACUGCAUGACCGUGUGGGAGGCAGGCGUUUGGUCUGAGUGCUCGGUCAAGUGCGGCAAAGGUGUCCGUCACCGGACCGUGAGGUGCACCAACCCCAGAAAGAAGUGCGUGCUCUCCACCAGACCCAGGGAGGCGGAGGACUGUGAGGAUUACUCGAAAUGCUACGUGUGGCGGAUGGGCGACUGGUCUAAGUGCUCAGUAACCUGCGGCAAAGGGAUGCAGUCGCGGGUUAUCCAGUGCAUGCAUAAGAUCACAGGAAGACAUGGAAAUGAGUGUUUUUCUUCAGAAAAGCCUGCGGCGUACAGGCCAUGCCACCUUCAGCCCUGCAAUGAGAAGAUUAAUGUAAACACCAUCACGUCCCCCAGGCUGGCUGCUCUGACCUUCAAGUGCCUGGGAGACCAGUGGCCCGUGUACUGCCGGGUGAUCCGCGAGAAGGACCUGUGUCAGGACAUGCGGUGGUACCAGCGCUGCUGUGAGACGUGCAGGGACUUCUACGCCCAGAAGCUGCAGCAGAAGAGCUGACCUCCGGCGGGCGGGCCGGCUCACCGCGCUUCGCGAGCACAUUAUUUAUAAACACACACACUAGCAUGUUCUUCAGACCAAACGUUAUCAGAUUACAUAUAAUUUAAUCAAAUUAAUUUAUUUUGGGGCCUGCCAAACAUCCAAUAUGGUGUUUGUCUUGGUAAUACAAACAUUGGGAUUUAUACUAUAGGGCUUCAUUAUUAAUUUUAUAUGAAUAAGUUGGAUCCAGUUACCAACAUAAAAAGAAAAAGGUAAAAAAAAAACACAAAAAACUAAGAUCAUUAGGCUUAAAGAUCAUUUUUUUUAAGUUAGGGCCGUCUCUAAGGUGCCACUCUCUCCCCUCCAGUAUCAUUGAGUUACACAGAAUGUAAACUAACGGAGUGUCCUAGUUCGGCUCUCCACCGAGAGUAACCGUUUUCGUGUUUCGGCGUCCGGCGCAGAGUCAGCCCAUUUCCUGUGCUCCGAGGGGGACGUGGAAACGCGACACACCUCCUGGUGUCGAGCAGGUUUUCAGAGAAUAUACUAUGAAUUGGGUUCAGAGUUAGAGACAUCUAUUGGGAAAAUUCUACUGUAAUUAUAACCUUAUUUUAAUAAUGGAAAAGAAGAAGUCAGACUAGAGACUUUGAUCAUGUUCAUGAACAUGUACUUGAACACGAGUAUUGUAACAAUGAAACACUGUAACUAAUGAUUUACACUGAAUCACCAUUGCACUGUCGACAUAGUGUAGAGAAACCAUUAUAGAAAUGGUGCCAGCCUGCAACAAAGUGUAUUACUUUAACGUGUUGUCAUUAGAUUUUAGCUUUUUUUAAUAUUUUGACCCAAGAAAGCAUUGAUCCACCCAUUCCCUUGUAUCUUUUUAGCAGAUUUUAAAAGAAUAUAGUACUUAACCUCACAAAUCAUGAUGAGAGAAUUGACUAAAUAUUUUUCAGCCUUUUCCCUAGAAACAAGGAAAAACAAAAAGCUGAUAAUACUGUGGUAGUUUCAUUGUGUUUUUUUCUUUUUAAAAAUUAAAAAGUUUUACAAUUCUGUGAAACGUUAAAAA